UGAUCUGUAGGGUUUGAACCAUCUGGGGGAAUUAACGAAUGCGCGGCAAGUGUUGAUUCAACCAGAUGCUUGCCACGAGACGGGGAACACGAAGCAAGUUUAGCUGUUUGACCCUUGGUUUCUGUUGGAACCUUGCCAGAUUUAUCUUGUCGAUCGAUAUCCAAAGGUUGCAUGACCAUAUAUACUUCAAUCUACGAUCCGUUCGAUUCGUCAGUACACGAUGACUACAUUACCUUUGCCCAAUAAUCUGCUGAGUGGUGACAUCAAAAGGACCUAAAACGUGCUUCACCUAACGAACACUGGCGUCGGUCGCUCACGCUUACACCGUGGCUCAUCUGCUGUAAUGUAAGUAUGUAACACGGCUCCUACAAAAGCUGCACGCCGACUACAGCCACUGGACACCGCAGCACACCUAGGCCUAGCUCGUACGUCCGUGGUCUCCCAGUCCAGCGAGAACCCGUCGGAUCGCCGCGGGAAUGAGGCCGCCGCCUCCGUUCUUCCUCCUUGCGGCGCUCGCCUCGGCUGCGGUGCUGACUUGCCUCCUCGCCAGCCCGGCCGCGGCCGACUUCUCGGCGCUCGCGCCGUGCGACGUGAUGCAGCUGAGCCCGUGCGCGAGCGCGUUCGCGGGGAAGGCGUCGCCGACGGCGGCCUGCUGCGGCAAGCUCAAGUCCCACGGGCCCAACUGCCUGUGCCGGUACAAGGACGACGCCAACCUGAAGCGCCUCGUCGACACCAGGCACAAGAGGAAGGUGUUCACCGCGUGCAAGGUGCCCGUCCCGAGCUGCUAGCUCUGUCACGCUUACCUGCCAGAGUCUUGAAUAAAUCGAGAUAUACGAAGAGCCAGUUCGAAGUUAGGAUUCGAGAUCGAGUGAAGGUAUCUUGCUACAUUUGUUUACUUGUUAACUAUUUCGUACUCUUACACAAUGUGGACGAAGCAUUAGGAACUGUUGUCAGUAAUGUUCGAUGUGAAAUAAAG
Molecule: messenger RNA, 976 nt
Organism: Phragmites australis (common reed)
Lineage: Eukaryota; Viridiplantae; Streptophyta; Magnoliopsida; Poales; Poaceae
Product: non-specific lipid-transfer protein 2-like
Exons: 1
Coding region: 477-788 (103 amino acids)
Biological process (GO): lipid transport
Source: RefSeq, a predicted model, not a curated record